Molecule: messenger RNA, 2382 nt
Organism: Cladocopium goreaui
Lineage: Eukaryota; Dinophyceae; Suessiales; Symbiodiniaceae
Source: the annotation of a GenBank genome assembly
GAUAGGAACUUAGAAGUGGUCAAUCCAUUUCACUCGGAGAAGGUUCAAGCUGACUGCUUGCUGGAGGCGAAAAGGCCUAGGUGCAUGGUGAUCUAUGUGGACAAGUUCGGGCUUCGAAUGGUGGUCUACGUGGCACUGUGCAUGGUGAUGUUGCUCUACAAGGUCGGGCUCUGCAUGGCACUGCGCUUGGAGAUCUACCUGGACAUGAUCGGGCUCUUCAUGGUGGCGCUGCAGAACUUCAUGGUCUUCCUCGUGACGAACGUCUUCAUGGUGGCGCUGCAGAACUUCAUGGUCUUCCUCGAGAAGAACGUCUUCAUGGUGGCGCAGCGGAACUUCAUGGUCUUCCUCGAGAUGAGCGACUUCAUGGUGGCGCUGCUGAACUACAUGGUCUUCGUCGUGAUGGACGUCUUCAAGGGCAUGAACCUUUGGGUGUUGCACCAAUGCCAACAUCAUGGGAAUCUGGUGGUGGAGGACGUGGUGGUGGAAAUCAAAAUGCAGCCAACAACAAAGCGGCUGUCAAGCAAGCUUCAGUUGGAAAAGGUCAUGAUGGUGGAGUUGCAAGCUCAACAACUGAUCAAACCUCUUCUAGUACGUGCGCUGAUGGUCCAGGACUGGGUGCUGAGAGACCACAUGUGCCAUCUCUACACAAAAGCUGGAGAAAAGAUCGAUGUGGAACUUCACAAUGGAUGUCCCUACGUUGCUCAUGAAUUUGGAGCAAAGCUGCUGACGGUGUUGGAACAGCAUCAAAUUCAACAAGAGCUAAAAAAGAUGACCUUGAAGUCAAUCUUGACAAGAGGGGCUGCCGGUCUUGGCGACAAAAUGAGCAUUGAAAUGGCGAUGCUUGUCAAGCUCAAGGAGGUCAUGCCGACUUUGCCUGAAGAUUUGGCGUUGAAGCUGGUCCCAGAUCUCUCAGUGCUCACGGACCCCAACAUCGGCUUGAACCUUCCAUGGAAUCGCAGAAAGCGAAAAAGACUCAUGAUGGCAAAGAAUGUGAUCAUCCACAUGUAUAGUGGACCUGAUGCUUCUUACUGGGAGCGGCGUUUAUCAAAUGAACACACUGAGGUGCUGUGCGUGGACUUGGAAGCUUCAACACCUUCAAAUGCUUUGGAUGAAACAACCUUUGCGUUUUUGCUUUCCUUGUGCGCCAGCAAACGUGUCAAAGCUCUACUUGGAGGCCCUCCAUGCAGAACAACAAGUGCUCUCAGGUUUCAAAAAGAUGAUGGUCCACCAAUUCUUCGAACAGAAGAUCACCCAUAUGGUUUGCCAUCAUUGACUCCACAACAAGCUGAAUUGGUCACCAAUGACUCAAUUCUGUGGCUCCGUUUGAUGCUGAUGUACAUCCUCUGCGAAGAAGUGCGUCCAAAAGAACAAGCUCAAACUGCAUUUCUUUGUGAACAACCUCAAGACCCAGCGGAAUACCGCAAGAAGGAGGAUGUGGAUGAGCACCAGUACUUUUCAAUGUGGAGAACUCAGGAAUGGAAAAGCUUCCAAGAAGCCUACAACGCCAAGCUGAUCUCCUUUGAUCAAGGGCUGCAGUUGCUGAAGCAAUCAGCAGAUGGAUUCGCCGUGAAGCGCCUCCACGUGAAGGACCUGAAGAUCCUGUUGGCGUUGUUUACGCCGAUGAUGAUGUCCGACCUGCUGGUGUCGCUGCAAUUGGAAAUGUUGCCCUUCAACAAUGGAAGCAACACUACAUGCAGGACCACAUGCCGGCUCGUCGAGAUUGCAGCCACUGUGUACGUUCUCAAGAUGAAGAGGAAGAUCACCCUUUGCCUGGCCUUGAUGACCCUGAGCUCUCUGGUGAUCCUCAAGAACAACAACCUGGAGAUGGUCAACCACCUCAACAACAUGUUGAACGAGAUCAACAACAAGCGAGCCAUGAAGCUCGACAUGAACAAGGUCUUCCUGCUGGUGUUGCACAAGAUGAACCUGAUCCUCUCCAAGAAGAAUCGGCCCGAAGACCCUGAAAUACGUGCUGCUCAAGUGCGAAGCCAUGGCAGCAGAGAGCGUGUUCAUGCUGGUGCAGCUUCUGCGAUGAGUUUUUUGGUGGGGCAGACUCUUUUGUCCGAAGCCGAAGCUUUGGAAAUCAAGGGAGAACAAGAUGAAGCGGAUCCACUUUGGAUUGCUGCGGUGGUUUUGAUGAUCCUUGGGGCAAUCUACGCUGGCAAGCUGGCAGUUCAAGCUGGUCAAUGCUGCAUGCGCCGAUUGCAGGCCUUGAGAUCUUCGAAUGUGGCUGCUGGAGCAUCCUUGGGCAGUGCUGGCCUUGUGCAGGCCUUGCGAACUACGAAUGCGGCCCUGGCUGCUGUUGCGCUGAUUUCCCAGAGCGCUGCUGCGGGCGAUGGCAUUGAGCAUGCGCUGAUGCAGCGUGCUGACGAAGUGAGCGAG